This is a messenger RNA of Condylostylus longicornis, 2420 nucleotides long. It is a transcript of the gene RhoGDI, whose product is annotated as rho GDP-dissociation inhibitor 1. Gene Ontology annotation, molecular function: Rho GDP-dissociation inhibitor activity; protein binding. Lineage: Eukaryota; Metazoa; Arthropoda; Insecta; Diptera; Dolichopodidae. Gene Ontology annotation, cellular component: cytosol; membrane; cytoplasm. The transcript has 5 exons. Gene Ontology annotation, biological process: Rho protein signal transduction. The record is from RefSeq and is a predicted model, not a curated record. Bases 192 to 797 code for a protein of 201 amino acids.
UUAGUUUUCGUUUUAUUGCGUUCGUUUAUAUUUUGUACGUUUGUAAUCUAUAUCGUUCGGCGGAGUUUUAUUUGUGAAUUGUGUUUUUGACAAAAAAAUUUUGUUGUAAAAACAGAAUUUAUAAUUUAGCUUUUUAUACAAUUCAAAUUCAAUUUAAGUUCAAAUUUGUUUUGGAAUAAUCAAGUAUAAAAAUGUCGACUGAAAAAGAUCCAGAAAUUGAAGGCCACGAUGAAAACGAUGAAACUGCUGCUAACUAUAAACCACCACCAGAGAAAACAAUUGAAGAAAUUAUGGCAGCAGAUCAAGAAGAUGAAAGUUUAAGACGUUAUAAAGAAGCUUUAUUAGGUUCUGCCCAAACAGAAAGAAUAGUUGUAGAGCCAAAUGACCCAAGAAAGGUAAUCGUAAAAAAAUUAGCGUUAUGUGUUUCCGGAAGAGAUGACAUGGAACUUGACCUUACGGGUGAUUUAACUCAGCUAAAAAAACAAGUAUUUGUCAUUAAGGAAGGUGUACAGUACAGUAUUCGAAUUGAUUUUAUAACGCAACGGGAAAUUGUUCACGGUCUUAAAUAUGUUCAGAAAACCUAUAGGCUUGGAGUACCAGUAGAUAAAAUGACGCACAUGGUUGGAUCUUAUCCACCUAAAAAGGAAAUUCAAAGUUAUACAACACCCGCAGAAGAAGCCCCUGCAGGUAUGAUGGCUAGAGGUACUUAUGCUGUAACAUCUUUAUUUACCGAUGACGAUAAAAAUGAGCACUUGAAAUGGGAUUGGUCAUUUGAAAUAAAGAAAGACUGGAAUUAAAAAGAAAAUUGCUUAUAAUCUAAGAAGAAAAAAAAACAGCGCUUUCAAAUAUUAUUGCGAUAAUUUUAUAAUAAUCGAAACGUUAUUUUUUAUAUGUUUAUUAAAUUAAAAGAAAAAUAUAGUGUUAAAAAUUAAUAUAAGAUGAGAAGGUAAUUAAAAUGAAUGAAAUGUAUUAUGAAUAUUUCUAUGCUUUUAAAAGCAAUUUUUAGCAUUAUUAUUCAAUAUUAACGAUCCAACUAUUCUUAUUUGUGUGUUAAAUAGUUACUCAAACUAAAAUAAAAACAAAUUGAAUUUCGCUUUUGAGUCAAACCUCAUUUUUCCAGCUAGCACUUUUAUCUGAAUAAAAGCUCACAAUAUGUUUUUGUUUAUUUGGAUGUGAAUCCAAAUCUGUUUUUCUAAAAAUUUGCAUUUUAUAUUCAUUUCACCAUAAUAAAGUCUUUUAAAAGAUAAGUUAAUGUUAUAAAAAAAUCUAACUGUAUUUUAUAAGUCCAAAAAUUAUAAUGUUUAUGUAGAAAAGCCAUGAAUCUUCUUUCAUGAACCCCUAUCAUAGUUCUCUUUUUUUUAUUAAUAAAUUUUAAAGCACUAUUAGAGAACCAAGUCAAAAGCAAUACAUACAACAAAAAGUAAAAUUACAUGUUUAAUUAUUUAAAAAAUAUUUAUAAACAUAAAUUGUUAAAUAAGUAAGAAAAUGUCAUGUAAACUAAUUUCAUUAUAUUUAAAGAAGAACUGUAAGAAAAACGCCAAGUUACUAUUGUAAAAAUAAAAUAAUAUGAAAGACUACAAGGUGCAAAAUUCCAAUUCUAUUCUUUAUAUGUGAAACAGAUUGAAAACAAUAUUAUAUAUGUAAACUUCGAGCAAAUUUUCAAUUAGUUGAGAUCACUUCAUAUUUUUUAUUGAUCUACCCGUUAAUAAAAUAUUUUUAAUUGUGUUUAUAUUAAAUUACUAAUUUAACUAUAUAAUUUCAUUAAUUUUUUAAGUGUCGACAAAUUAUGCGAAUAACUUCUUGAGUGCUCCUGAAUAUGGUUUUUGUAAAAUAUAUUAAAAAUUUUUGUUAUUUUCAAUUUUUUUUCAAAUUUUAUUUUAAAUUAUAAUUUUUUUGUAGUUUUAGUUACUUUCGAAGCUGUUUUAGCUGUAAUAACAACAGUAAUGAAAAAAUAAUUUGUGAGUAUAUUUUUGUUCACAAAAAAUUUAAAAAAAUUUUGCUGGCAUUCAUGUUAAUUUUAUAUUCAAAGUUAACGAUUUUUAAAUUACAUAAAAUAGAGCUCCUGUUCUCGAUGUAUAUAAGAUAGGUCUCUUAAAUUCAAGUCAAUUUUAAAUUAGCAAUAAAAUUGUUGAAAAUGCCUUUAUAUCUUCCAAAAACAAAUAUAUAAAAUAUAUGUAUAUGAUAUUUUAGCAUUUACAGUGGUUGUAGAAUUUAUUAAUAUUAAUGUUAGAAUUUUAAACUGAUAAAGAAGUGAAAUAAUAAAAAUUGUAUUUUUUUGUAUUAAAUUUAUAUAAAAAAAAAAUUAAAUAUUGGAGCAAAAAAAUCGCAUUUCUUAUAAAAGUGUAAAUUUUUGCAAAUGAUUAUAAAACAAAACGGGAAAAAAUAUAGUUAUACAAGCAUGUAUUAUAAGUAUGUACGUA